GAGGGUUGCGCGCUGUGUUUCGCGGGGUCGGCAAUUGGUUCACGCGCAGGAGGUGGGGACUAUUUCAUUAAAGCAGCGUUGUCCGGUGGUAGGAUGGAGUGUCUUGUUGCUGGGAGUUUAUAUCUACAUCAUUGACCGGUAGAAGGGUGAUGGCGGAGGGGCAGCAGAAUGAAAGAGGGGCCUCCCCGCCGCUUUUGGUGUUCUUAGAUACUGGCGAUAACGGGGAGGCUGCAACACCUUUGGAACCGGUGUCCCCUCAGAUAGGGCUCGGCGGCAGGGCAACACCCGGAAGCGCAGUACGUUUUUUCACUGACCGGACAGAGGAGGAUCCAGGGGAAGAAGAGCCACUGCUGAAAAAAUCCGGCGAGCCUUCUCCUAAGGGAGGCAAGAAAAGAACAGCGAGGCUCAGCUCGUCCUCUGACCGGGAAAGCCUCUUCACUAGCUCAGGUCAUGGUGGAAAUGAAGAAUUAAAUGUAAUUUUGGAUGAUGGGGAGUUUGCUGACAUAAUUCACAGAGCAGAGCAAGCCAUUGAAUGUGGAGUUUUUCCUGAAAGAAUUUCUCAGGGGUCAAGUGGAAGUUACUUUGUAAAAGAUCCAAAAGAGAAAAUCAUUGGUGUCUUCAAACCAAAAUCAGAGGAGCCUUAUGGUCAUCUUAAUCCAAAAUGGACCAAAUAUUUUCAUAAGAUUUGCUGUCCUUGCUGCUUUGGUCGUGGCUGCCUUGUUCCCAAUCAGGGAUAUCUUUCGGAGGCUGGAGCGUACCUAGUAGAUGAAAAACUAGGACUGGGUGUUGUACCAAAGACUAAGGUUGUCUGGCUUGUCAGUGAAACAUUCAAUUAUAGUGCAAUAGACCGUGCCAAAUCCCGAGGCAAGAAAUAUGCGCUGGAAAAAGUGCCUACAGUAGGUAGAAAAUUUCACCGUGUAGGACUACCUCCUAAGGUUGGCUCAUUCCAGCUUUUUGUUGAUGGUUACAAGGAAGCAGAUUACUGGCUGAGGCGAUUUGAAACUGAUCCUUUGCCUGAGAAUACUAGAAAACAACUUCAAUCUCAGUUUGAAAGAUUAGUAAUUUUGGACUACGUAAUUAGAAAUACUGAUCGAGGAAAUGAUAACUGGUUAAUAAGAUAUGAAAGUCAGAAUGAGGAGACCGAUACACCUGAGAAGGAAUGGAAGAAUGGUAAAGAGCCAGUCAUCAAAAUAGCUGCAAUUGAUAAUGGUCUGGCAUUUCCAUUUAAACAUCCUGAUGAAUGGAGAGCAUAUCCUUUCCAUUGGGCUUGGCUCCCCCAAGCAAAAGUUCCUUUUAGUCCGGAAACCAGAGACUUGAUUCUUCCUCGCAUUUCAGAUAUGAACUUUGUACAGGACCUUUGUGAAGAUCUCUAUGAAUUGUUUAAGACUGAUAAAGGAUUUGACAAGGCUACAUUUGAGAAACAAAUGUCAGUGAUGAGGGGACAGAUAUUAAAUUUGACACAGGCAUUAAAGGAUGAAAAACCCCCCAUUCAACUUGUACAGAUGCCUCGGGUAGUGGUCGAACGAAGCCGCAGUGGAAGUCAAGGGAGAAUUGUUCAUCUGAGUAAUGCAUUUACACAGACUUUUCACUGCAGAAAACCGUUUUUCUCCUCAUGGUAAUGUUGGUCUUCAAUCCAUCAAGCUGCUAUUUGCACAAGAACUGCAAUAAGGUGAAAACUUCUGUAACGCAUUACCAACUGCCAAAACCUCUAAUAUGUCAUAUAAAGUAGUAUUCUGAAUGUAAUCCAGUUUGCAGUCAUGUCCAAAUAUUGUAAACUUGUUCUGUCAGGGAUUGCUGAAGGACUGCAUUGGCUGUACUGUAUUUUUAUACAAAUUAAACUUAUUUUUGAAUUCUAAUAUUCAAAGGGAAAAUGUGGUGUUUAAAGGUUUGUAUAUGCUGUUUAAAUCUUAAAUACAAUUUUGAAAUGAAUACUGAAUUAUUUAUACUGUAAUGUUACUGUUUUUGUAUUAAAAGAGAAAAAGGAAAGAAAAAAAAACUAAAAAGGAAACCUAAUCACAUACUGUUUGCCAUUUCUGAAAGUGCCCAGUUUUGUCAGUGUGAAAAAUAAAUGCUUUUAUAGAUUUCCAAAA
Messenger RNA from Bombina bombina (fire-bellied toad), 2090 nucleotides. It is a transcript of the gene PI4K2B, whose product is annotated as phosphatidylinositol 4-kinase type 2 beta. Gene Ontology annotation, cellular component: lysosomal membrane; plasma membrane; endosome. The record is from RefSeq and is a predicted model, not a curated record. The transcript has 10 exons. The coding region runs from base 150 to 1619 and encodes 489 amino acids. Gene Ontology annotation, molecular function: 1-phosphatidylinositol 4-kinase activity. Lineage: Eukaryota; Metazoa; Chordata; Amphibia; Anura; Bombinatoridae. Gene Ontology annotation, biological process: phosphatidylinositol phosphate biosynthetic process; endosome organization; Golgi organization.